AGUGAUUGACCGAGCGCGGGGCUGCGGGCCGAGUCGGAUUCAGCAUGGGUGACGUGGAGAAGGGCAAGAAGAUCUUCGUGCAGAAGUGCGCCCAGUGCCACACGGUCGAGAAGGGGGGCAAGCACAAGACCGGCCCCAACCUCCACGGGCUCAUAGGCCGCAAGACCGGCCAGGCCCCGGGCUUCUCCUACACAGAUGCCAACAAAAACAAAGGUAUCGUCUGGGGAGAGGACACGCUGAUGGAGUACCUGGAGAACCCCAAGAAGUACAUCCCCGGAACCAAGAUGAUCUUCGCGGGUAUCAAGAAGAAGGGAGAGAGGGCAGACUUGAUAGCCUACCUGAAACAGGCCACCAAUGAGUGAUGGCUGCCUGCCGCCUUAUUUAUUAUGAAAAGGAGAGGUCUCCGGAGGAGAUUUCUUGUCUUUUUUACAUGUAUCAUAACAACCCUAUUUAAAUUGUUUUCAAACAGAGAAUUUUGAUCAUGAAUGGCUGUUUAAAAAUCUUGUUCAGCAGUCCUAAUAAAGGAAUGGUCAUGAUUACA
Molecule: messenger RNA, 541 nt
Organism: Trichosurus vulpecula (common brushtail)
Lineage: Eukaryota; Metazoa; Chordata; Mammalia; Diprotodontia; Phalangeridae
Product: cytochrome c
Exons: 1
Coding region: 45-362 (105 amino acids)
Biological process (GO): mitochondrial electron transport, cytochrome c to oxygen; mitochondrial electron transport, ubiquinol to cytochrome c
Cellular component (GO): mitochondrial intermembrane space
Molecular function (GO): heme binding; electron transfer activity
Source: RefSeq, a predicted model, not a curated record